Messenger RNA from Exserohilum turcica Et28A, 402 nucleotides. RefSeq lists its product as uncharacterized. The transcript has a single exon. Lineage: Eukaryota; Fungi; Ascomycota; Dothideomycetes; Pleosporales; Pleosporaceae. The record is from RefSeq and is a predicted model, not a curated record. The coding region runs from base 1 to 402 and encodes 133 amino acids.
AUGCUUGGUUGUCAUGUGAGCAAAUUUCCCCCCUCCCUCUCUCUCUCUCUCUCUCUCUCUCUCUCGUGCGCCCUGCGGCCCCCCCCCCAGCCCCAGCCCGCCACCAUCAAUCCAAAACACCGUCUGAUCCACAACCUUGCAGCCCCAAGUCUCCGAUUAACCACGGCCCUGUCCCACGUCUGCAUUCACCCGCACCCAGGGCAAUCACCGUCCGUCCUUCCCCAAGUCGGGCGACAAGAAAUCCGCAUCCGCAUCCGCCCGGCCUCAACAUGGCAUGCAUGCAAGCGCGAUUAUGUGGUUGUUGAACGUCCUUCCAUUCAUUCUCUUGCUCCUUGGCCAAGUCUUCCAUCAGGGGUGGUGGCUCAGCAGCAAUGUGGAGUAGCCAAGGCCAAGAGAAGGUAA